GUUUGAUUGUCAUAGAAUAUGAAAAUUAUUCUCGAAAUUACAAUUUGUCUUAUAUUUUUUAAUUAUGGCGUGUGUAAAAAGCAUUCUGAUGAUUAUAUGUACAAUCAAAUUCCACCCAUAAACGCCAUUGAUGAUUAUGAUGAUUGUUUAUACCAAAAUACACAGAACACAUCUGGCACAUUUUGUUUCAUUUAUGCCGAAAUAAAGCCAAAUGCUUCCUCAGAAAUCUGGAGGACAAUCGAAGAACGUUCUAGAACUGAAAGAACUCGAUUCAGAUAUGAUAAAUUACUUCGCGGUGUUUGUUUGGCGAAGUGCAUGGACUCUCCAAAAGAAGAAAGCCACGUAGAUAUAUCAACUAAUGAACCAAUUGAAGACAAGGAGCUUUUGAAUUUCUUUAGACAGAUUUAUAGAUAUCAAAUAUAUGAAAACAUCAGUUAUGAUUCUCUAAUUCACACUUGUCUUAAUAGGGAAAUGCAUAAAAACUAUAACUUGAGACUCCGAACAAAUUUACUUUAUUGUGAACACAGCAAAUCAAACACAACAAAUAGAUAUGAUUACUUGGAUAUAUUGGGAUAUACUUUGAUAUCUAGUAUUGGAAUUUUCGUUAUAUUUUCAUCCGUAUACGACCAUUUUCUGUUUAAGAAUCAAACCUCAGAAAAAUGGUUUCAUUUUUAUCGCAAACCAUUUAAAUCUAAAGCCAGUACUCUCUUGACUUCGUUCUCAAUAAUGCGAAAUUAUACCAUCUUCAUGAAACCUUUAGGAGGAAGAACUGCUGACGACUUGCAAUGUUUUAACUUUUUCCGCUUAAUCGGAGCAAUUACUGUUGUAAUUUCUCAUGUAUUCUUUAAUAUUACAUUAAUUGUUAGAAAUCCAAAAUUUGUGGAAGAGAAUAUAUUUAAUGGUUUUCAUACCGUAUUGAUGAAUACUUCAGUCAUAAUGCAGAUGUUUUUUUUUAUGAGCGCUUUUUUGAUGACUAUACGAUUUUUAAAAUCUUCGAAGGUCACAGAAAAAUCUUCUACUAAAGAUUGUAUAAGCGUCUUUAUCAAAGAAGUUGCAGAGAGAUACUUUCGUUUAAUACCAACAAUCGCAUUGUAUACUAUUUUAAAUGCCACUGUGUUUCCCAAUUUAUAUAAUGGUCCUCUCUGGCGUUAUGUCACUGAAACGGAAAGAGUCGCCUGCAGAGAAAAUAUAUGGAAAAACUUAUUGUUAAUUAACAAUUUUUCUUUAGAAAAAAUUUGCGGAGGUCAUAUAUGGUAUGCUAAAACUGAUAUGCAACUGUACAUUGUGUUUUUAAUAAUACUGAUACUAAAUGCAAGAUAUCCAAAAUUGAAGAAAGCGGUAUACUCAAUAAUUAUUAUUCUUUCAACGGUUAUACCAAUUAUUUUAAAUUAUGUGUUAAAACUGAGAGGAGUGAUGUCAUUUACACCAGAAACUUAUCGGUAUUCAUACUAUAGAGACGAAAUUACUUUUCUCAACAUAUACACUCCAUUUUAUACGAACAUCAGUGGAUUCAUUUUUGGCAUCAUAAGUGCGGAAUUGUAUGUACGAUGGCGUGACUUCCGAACAGAGGAGCAAAGAAAGCUACCUAAUCUUUUUUGGUGGGCUUUGUUUCUAUUACUUCCUAUUUCCAUUUAUUUAGGUGGAAAGUUUGUAAACAAGGAAUAUGAGUUACCAUCCGUUGCAUUGUCCUUAUAUUUGGGGCUGUUUCGAAAUGGUUGGACUGUGGUUUUUGCUAUAGUUGUUCUUGGCUUGUGCUUUAAAAUUGGUGCAUACAAAUUCUGUCGUCUGCCCAUAAUCCAACUACUUGCGAAAAUAUCUUUUCAAGUUUAUAUCUGGCAUUUUGUUGUUAUCCGCCAUAUAUUCGGCUCAGAACGAAAUUUUCUGCAUAUGACUUCCUUCAAUAUCGCUAAAAUCAUACUCUCUGCAAUUUUGUAUUCAAAUAUUAUAGGGUUUUUUGCUGUGCUCUUUGUGGAAUAUCCAUUCACCAUAAUUACUUAUGCUCUUACUCAUCCAAAUAAAAAUACUUAAAGCACUGCAUAAUCUGUAACUUCUCUAAAAUAUUUCUGUCAUAUUUAUGAAACUCUAUUGUAAGAAUUAUAUUCUCGUUUAAUGGUUGAAUUAUUCUGUUUUAGGGAUCAUUUUAACUUCGAAAUGUAAUAUGCAAGCGUAAAUUAACUUAACAUAAUCAUGUUACUAACAUAACAUACGCAUAUGAAUUUCAGAGAUUAAAGCGUGUAUUGUGCCAACAUAUUGAAAAUGUUUAAAAAUCAAAGGGCGCAGAAAAUAUGGAACUAGAAAUACCGGAAGAAUGAUUUUUAAAUUGUUUGUUUCUAGAAAUAUAUAUUGAUGCUAGGGAUUCAAUGGCCAAUGGAUAAUGUUUUUAAAAAUGUUAAUAUUAUAUUAUA
Messenger RNA from Teleopsis dalmanni, 2405 nucleotides. Its product is annotated as nose resistant to fluoxetine protein 6-like. The transcript is spliced from 11 exons. NCBI's taxonomy places the organism in Eukaryota, Metazoa, Arthropoda, Insecta, Diptera, Diopsidae. Gene Ontology annotation, molecular function: acyltransferase activity, transferring groups other than amino-acyl groups. The coding region runs from base 19 to 2028 and encodes 669 amino acids. The record is from RefSeq and is a predicted model, not a curated record.